This is a messenger RNA of Aspergillus steynii IBT 23096, 448 nucleotides long. RefSeq lists its product as uncharacterized. The record is from RefSeq and is a predicted model, not a curated record. Lineage: Eukaryota; Fungi; Ascomycota; Eurotiomycetes; Eurotiales; Aspergillaceae. Bases 30 to 209 code for a protein of 59 amino acids. The transcript has a single exon.
CGACCAGGAAGUCGAAACCAACAAAGAAAAUGGCCCUGCAUAGCCUGCAGAAUCCCCUGCAGAUACUGACAGUCAAUGCUACCUCGGGCUUUUUCACCCUACCGACCCUGGUAAUCUUCGGGGUAGGCUCUGCGGGCCACCUAGCUCCUGCUCCCAAAAUACUACUCCUGCUACCGCUAUACUGCGUACAGCGUACUACCUCGCACUAGGGACUCCUUCCUGCAAGUCCUACCGUGGUAAUCCGCUAGAAUGUUGGUUUUUGGUUACUUUCUUUCCGGGGUACGCCUGGUGCGCCAAGCUGGUUCCUGAAAAUCAUCUUGUCCGAGAACUCCCCCUUUUUUUAUUUUUCUUUUCUCCCGGUCAGCAGUCAGCACUUGCUUUCUUGCUUGCUUGUUGUUGUGGGGCAUGUAAGCUAGUUCCCAGGAACAGGUUGGAUUGGAAAUUUGAG